CUUAGGUUUAACUCGGCGGCCAUCGCAAACGAUGGCACCGAUGGUGGUUAACCAGCAGCAACAGUUUUAAAACACGUGGCUCGUUUUGUUUUUGCUCUUAUUCUAAUGUUUUGUUUGAUUUUGUUGAUGUAUUCUAUUUCGAUUGAACGCUUGUUGUUUCGUACAAAGUUCUUGUUUUUAUCUGUAUUUCUUCUUUUGUUUUCUUGUCAUUCUGUCGAUUGUGCAGUUUUGUGUUUGUGUUUUUGCCUCUUUCAUGUAAUGCCUUCUUUUUUGUACAGUUCCAUUUGGCACGUUGGAAGAAUUAUGUGGGUUGGUUGCAACGGGUCAGGCGUCAAAUUAAAUAUUAUAGAUCAUGUCAAUUAUAUUGUGGGGUGUUGUUGAUGUAGAUGUGUAGGUUAUGUGGAGUAGAUGUGGAGUAGAUGUGGAUGUAGAUGUUGAUGUAGUUGCCUGGAUAUCUA
Myxozyma melibiosi is the source of this 458-nucleotide messenger RNA. RefSeq lists its product as uncharacterized. Lineage: Eukaryota; Fungi; Ascomycota; Lipomycetes; Lipomycetales; Lipomycetaceae. The coding region runs from base 106 to 381 and encodes 91 amino acids. The record is from RefSeq and is a predicted model, not a curated record. The transcript has a single exon.